Molecule: messenger RNA, 1140 nt
Organism: Trichomonas vaginalis G3
Lineage: Eukaryota; Parabasalia; Trichomonadida; Trichomonadidae
Product: protein serine/threonine/tyrosine kinase protein
Exons: 1
Coding region: 1-1140 (379 amino acids)
Biological process (GO): peptidyl-serine phosphorylation; peptidyl-threonine phosphorylation; positive regulation of DNA-templated transcription
Cellular component (GO): nucleus
Molecular function (GO): transcription coactivator activity; ATP binding; protein serine/threonine kinase activity
Source: RefSeq, a predicted model, not a curated record
AUGAGUGUAAAAUUUGGGUCCAAAUGCAUUUCUUCAAGGGUUAUAAGCCUAGUAGAAGGUCCCGCAAUGCCUGGUACAGAAGAUAACGCAGAUGGAUUUCUUAUUGUAUCAGAAUAUCAAGUUAUUCAGCAUAACGAAACUAAAUACAAAAUAAUCAAAGUCAUUGGUCGUGGAAAUUCCGCAUACGCAUUUCAAGCUGAAUCAAGAUUAAUUUCGCAGUCUAUUUUAGAAAGAAAAGUUGUUGUACUAAAAAUAUUUCGCUCAAAUCCUUUGUCUACAACUAUGGCUAAUGAUGAAUACAGAUUUAUUAAUAAUGCGAUACACGGACACUCUGCAGAAGAAACUGUUUCUUUUCCAAAGAUUUAUGAUUUCUUUACUUAUAAAGGCCAUCCGGUCAUCGUAAUGGAACAAUACGGCCCUUCUUUAUACGAUCAUUUCAUGAAUAUUUUCAAAAUGGAAGAAAUAAAAUCGCAAGAUAAUCCAAAUCUUCACGGAAUGGAGAUUCUCCAUGUUCAGUACUUAAUGAGACAACUUGUCAAAGCCUUAUCACUACUGCAUCCUACAGGUUGCAUUCAUGCAGAUAUUAAACCAGAAAAUAUUCUUUUUGACCAUUUACCAAAACGAUUCCAAAACUUCGUUCUAAUAGAUUUCUCGUCUAGUUUCAGUACAGAAUGGAAAUGUACUUACCCAAUUACAACAAGUUUCUACAGACCUCCAGAAGUUUCCUUGUGUUUGCCUUACAAUCAGUCACUAGAUAUAUGGUCACUUGGUUGUGUAGCAUACGAGGCAUUUGUUGGUGCCCCUCUUUUUCCUCAAUUUGAUGACGACAAACUUUUGGCGAAUUUCGAAAAAUCUCUUGGCCCAAUUCCUAAAGAGAUGAUAGAACAGUCGCCAGUCAGAACUAGAUACUUUGAUGGCCUCAAUCUCAAAGUCCAAAUCGAAGAUUCAAUCCAUCAUGAUUAUAUUAGAAUGAUCAGCGAGCUUUAUUAUACAAGAGCUCAGAGUAAAGAGCAAUUCCAGCGUGAGCUUGAGUUGCGCGCUCAACUGGCUGAUUUUGUAUCGAGUUGUUUGAAAUACAGCCCAGCAGAUCGGCCAACUGUACAAGAUCUAUUAAAGCAUCCAUUUAUUGUCGAUGCUUAA